CACCGUUUGAAAAACCGCGGGAAACAGACGACACGCACUUUCUCCUGCUUCGUUUAAUAUUUCAACUCACAUAAGAAACACUGACUUGCUAACAUCACUCUUGAUCAUCAUCGCCAUGAGUAAUAAUGGCAUUUUGAAAUCCUUUGAGAAAAAGCAGCCUGGGAGUAACACUGGAGAUAGAAGGGCGUCACAAACUGCUGACAAUGCUCAGGAAAGAACAAACCGUUUCUGUAAGGAGAAAGUGGAAGAAGGACAAUCAAAAAGUCAUCUGCAGCAGAGUGCUGAAGGGCAAAGCCACACUUUUGAUUUCCGCUACAAACGUGAGAAAUAUGCAGUGGCGUGUGAUACAUCCAAGACUGUGCUCGAUGCUCUUAAUACAAACAAGACUUUCAGAAAGAUUCAAAAAGACAACAAGGAGAAAGAAAUGGUGAUCCAGAGAUCCAAAGGAGCAGUUCCUAGAGCGGCUGUCAAGACCGAUUUCCCCUGCUGUCUUAUUGAAAGCCAUGAGCUCUUAGACAUAUCCUUCAUUAAAAAUCAUGGAAAUGUUGCUACAAAGAAAAAAACAACUGGAAGGCUUUCAUUCUCCAAUGAAUCAAAAAGCUUAGUGAUAUUUUACAUUAAAACAAAAGGAGGGAAGAAAGUGACACGCUUAAUGAAAAACAAUGAGCUAAAGAAGAAGGUUGAAGAUGUUUGUGUGUACGCGUUCAAAGAAGACAAACUGAAUGCUGCUCUUCGGCAUGACGGACGAUUCAUCAAUGCCAUAUUCAAGAAACAGUGUGCACUCUAUAACUUGGAGAGCGAGACAAAAUAUGAAAUGUCAAAGACCGUAGAGCAUCUGGAUGGAAAUCAUUUUGAGAUCAUUGUUAUCAGUGACAACAACCAGCCAGAUAGCCAAGAUUUUCAAGAUGGUGUCUUGAGUGAUGACAGCACUGAAAUGAAAGAAGCUUCAGCCGCUGAUUUGAAAGAAAUUGUUGAUCAUAAUGAACAUCCCAUCAAAACUGAACAAGAAGAAACACAGAAGAGAAACACAAUGAAAUCCACAAAUCCUUCAACUAAUUCUCCUGAAAUAAUUCCACACUCCAAAGAGAUUCUAGCAAUUCUUCGUGCUCAGUUUAAAGAUUUACUGGAGACAUUAAAGAAGAGAGAGAACCUGAAGAACAAAUCUGAUAUCCAAAAGUUCUUUAGAACAGAAUAUGAUAAAAGUGUUCAGAGUUUCUCUGAGGUGUAUAAAAUAAAGCAGCUCAUGAGACUCUCUGACUCUGUGUGUCAGAUUCGAGUGGAGGGAUCCGCCAGAGGAACUGGCUUCUUACUCUUUGGGCGAUUUGUUCUAACUAAUGCACAUGUUGUUAAGGAAGUUCUUGAGUCUCCAGACAAGCUUUCUUCUACAAGGAAAUUAGAAGCUGCAUUUGAUUUUGAACGUCUGGACUCAAAGGUGAAGCUGGUGCCAGUCAAGAAACAGCUUGCUGCUUACUGUUACAUAACAGAUGCCAAUAAAUGCCGUCUUGACUUUGCUCUUCUUGAACUGGAUGCUGUUGAUGAAAUCAAAGGCCGUCCUGAGUUGCUCAGCUAUUACAGUCCUGGCCCCCCUCCUAAAAGUGGUGAGAUGUGCAUUGUGGGACAUCCAGAUGGUGGGAUUAAGAAAACGGACCCCUGCUUCAUCAUUGAGAGAGAAAAUCUACAAGAGGCUGCCGAUAAACACAUCUCUGAGAAUGUCAAUUUCAUACAUGUGAUGACACAGAAGAGUGUUGAAGAUAAAUGGGAUGUUUAUAAAAACCAGAUUAAUUAUAACUCUUGUUUCUUUCAUGGAUCUUCUGGCUCUCCAGUUUUUGAUGAACACUGCUAUCUGAUUGGCGUGCACACCGGUGGAUAUGUGUACCCAGGAGAAAAGGGUAGAACUAGAAGCAUUGUGGAAUACACCUAUUCCAUGCAGCCCAUCCUUGAUAUGAUCAGAGGACAGGCUAAUAUAAAAGGUUUGCAUGAGGUAGUCAAUACCUUAGAAGCCUACAGAAAUAAAAGCAAUGAGUCUGGGACUGCAGAGCAGGAGAAUCAGACCGACUGCGAGAUGGAAGAUACUGAUUGAAGUCCACACAUCUUUGGGUGACGACUGCAAUGGUUUCAAUUCUGAAAGAUUUUUUAAAUGUCAUUAUGGGUUUUAACUUUUCAUAUAAUUUUUAGAGAUGGCAUGUUUAAAAGCCGAAAUUACACCCGGUUUCUCUUAUUUUUGAUAAAUGUAAAGUCAUGUAUCUUAUGGGUGAUAGUGGGUUCAUUCAUUUGGUUGAGACUAAAAUAAGUUUAUAGCUCAUUCUUUAUUGUAUUUUCUUUACUCUGUUAUUCAUACAUACUUGUGUAUUCAUAUAUCCAUUCACAAUAAUUUCACUCAUACAGCAAAUCAUUCAUUCAUAUAUCUUCAUAUCCAUGUUUAUAUUCUUUUUACUUUAUAUCUUAUGUUGAUGUUUUAUGCUGAUUUCACAUAGCUUAAUAUUUUGUCUUUGCUGUAAGGGACCAUGUUCAAGCUUCCACAUCAAAUCAUCUUUGAAUCACACAGAUACACCAAAUUAACUGAUUUGACAGAAUUGCUGUAAUAAGAAAGAACAAUACACAAUCAGAUGUGUAUCUCCACUGAGAUGCAUAUUAGAAUGACAUCUUUGAGGGUUAAUUCCAAGACUCAAGCAGCAAACCCCAGAUCACUGUUCUUCAUAUUUUCUUGCUGAAUGUAGAUG
Molecule: messenger RNA, 2720 nt
Organism: Sinocyclocheilus grahami
Lineage: Eukaryota; Metazoa; Chordata; Actinopteri; Cypriniformes; Cyprinidae
Product: protein FAM111A-like
Exons: 5
Coding region: 116-2080 (654 amino acids)
Biological process (GO): DNA replication
Cellular component (GO): chromatin; nucleus
Source: RefSeq, a predicted model, not a curated record